AUGGACAACAAGCGGCGCGCGCCUUCUCCCCCGUCCACAUCCAGUGCAGUCACAAAACGCGCUCGGCAAGACUCGUCCGGCCCGCCGGCUAACAACCAAAUCGCCAUCUCAUCUGGUGCAGACGCUGGGAAGGCACUGGUGAGGAGUGUGAAGCGGACAAGUAGCUUGGACGCGCCUAUUGUCAGUCUUGCGGGAGCACAUUCGGCGGAGAUAUUGUCGUGUAGAUUCGACCCGACGGGGCAAAAUGUUGCUGCCUGUUCUGCGGACCGAGGGAUCUCACUGUGGCGCACAUAUCCCCCAAAUACGAAUUACGCGUUGCUAACCACAAUCCACAAAGCGCCUGUGCUAGACAUCCAGUGGUCCCUCACGCGACCCGAGCUGUUCUCUUGUUCCGCAGACAAGGUGGUCGCUGUUACCGAUCUGACGACUGGGACGCGCACGAGAAGGUGGAGAGGCCACACGGGCGUAGUGAAUACUAUCGAUCGUGCCAUCGCGGGGGGCACUGAGCUCGUGGCGAGCGGGAGUGACGAUGGUUAUGUAUGCAUCUGGGAUGGGGACGAGAAGGACGCCGUAAUUGAGUUAGCCGUGGGAAGCCCCGUCACUGCUGUGUGCUGGAGCGGGGAUGGAACGCAGCUAUUUGUUGGAGGGUUAGAUAAUGUUAUUAGCGUGUUCGAUCUGCGAAGGGAACAGAUAGUAUACUCUCUUCCCGGGCACACAGACACGAUCGCAAGCCUGGCGCUGUCCCCCUCACACAACCAUCUCCUCUCGACCUCGUUCGACAGCACGGUAAUCAUCCAUGAUAUCCGACCUUUUUCUUCUUCCCCAACACGCGUACACCGUACGCUGUAUGGCGCACCAGCUGGGAACGAGAAUGCGCUGCUACGGGGAGCGUGGAGCCGGACUGGGGAGGGAUGGGUCGGUGUGGGAGGUGCGGACCGGACAGUGACAAUAUGGGAGGUGGACAGCGGCAAGGUGGUGUAUAAGUUGCCUGGGCACAAGGGGACUGUGAUGGCUGUUGACUUUCACCCAAAGGAGCCUAUUGUCCUUACUGGGAGUAAGGAUGCGACGAUGCUACUGGGUGAGCUGGACAACACAUAG
Dacryopinax primogenitus is the source of this 1098-nucleotide messenger RNA. Its product is annotated as WD40 repeat-like protein. Gene Ontology annotation, cellular component: catalytic step 2 spliceosome. The transcript is spliced from 5 exons. Lineage: Eukaryota; Fungi; Basidiomycota; Dacrymycetes; Dacrymycetales; Dacrymycetaceae. The coding region runs from base 1 to 1098 and encodes 365 amino acids. The record is from RefSeq and is a predicted model, not a curated record. Gene Ontology annotation, molecular function: protein binding; RNA binding.